ACAUUGCAUUCUUUUGUAUAUAGUUCUUGUUUCUGGACAAUUUGUUGGCAAGCAAUUUAUGUAGCUAGAGUAGCAAGAAACAUUUGGCAACACUACAGUGCUUAGUUAUUCUCCAAGGAGCUGUCCUAGUCAAAACACUGUUGAAGACAGUUCUCAUCUAGUCCUAGUCAAAACACUGUUGAAGAUAGUUCUCAUAUAGUUGAAUACAGAUAGAAGUAGUGCCAUACCAUAAGGUACGAUGAGAACCAAAGUAGCAAAGCAAAUACUACCAGUCGAAAUGGCUGAAGGGAGUUUAGAACUCUCCAAAUCGAUUGGGCCUCUCGUAGUGAUGUCUGGAUACCUCACCAAGAAAGCUCGCUCCAUGAAAAGAUGGCUCCACCGAUGGUUUCAACUGCUAGACAAUGGUAUCUUGCAGUACUAUCAGAAUGACAAAAAAGAGAAGAUGCUGGGGGAAAUUGAUAUUGGUCGAACAUGUUAUGAUGUGCGUCAAGGAACUAAAAACUGUGGAAUUUCAUUCCCCACGGUUGCUCCAAGAUGUUGCUGCUUUUGGUUCACAGUGCUAAAGAGGACAUACUUCAUGUAUGCUCCAACUGCUUUUGAAGCAAGAAAAUGGCAUGAGAGUAUUUACAGUGCUUCUAACAUUCUUAAUCGAAGAGUUGUUGCAGGAGUGAAAAGACGAAAGGCACCUGAAGCUCCAGGAACACAAAGAGGUUACAAACCUUCUCUUCGCCCACUCAACUAUCGAAUCAGUAUGACUCCAUGGGACAUGAAGGGCAAACACAAGCGUUGCACCUCUCUACAAGAUGUGCAUAGAAUCAGAGUGAGUGCUCCAGACGACUCUUCUGAUAUUAUCUCUCCAAUUGAAGAUGUUAGUACAUUUGCGCGAGCCACCAGUGUUCCCGAUUUUCUGGACCGUGUUGGAAUGAUAUCUCCUCUUCUUUCACCUGAUUCCCAGUUGAACACUCAGCUUUGGAAUCUUCCUAUGCCAGCUAAUAGUACAUUUGUUCCUGUAGUAGCUGUAACUGAUGAAUCAACCAACUCUAGUAGUCAGUUGAACUUGGUAUCAACCUUCCAUGGCCGCAGAAGAACCCAGUCACUCAGCGAAUCACCAAGUUGGAGGCUACAGUCUCUACCAGGCAGUAUUACCACACAAAAUCCCACAGAAAAGAAGCAACUUCAAAGAGUCUGUCCACCACCUCGACCUGCAUCUUAUCACCCUCGUCCCCAGCCAAGAAAUAGAGCUCGACACCAAGCUGGAGCAGUGCAAAUCAGUCCCGUCAAUGGUGUAUCACUGAAAUCAAAGCUCAAGUCUUUCAGUAGGUCUACGGAAGCAUUGUAUGAUUCAUCUUCUGGUGAGAGUACAUCUGGUGAUUAUAGACCUAUACCGAAACCAAGACGAGUCAAAGAAACUGCAGAAAGCGACAUUACACCACCAAUUCCAAAAAGACACAGCAAAGUGACUUUUGCUGAUGCUCCAAAUAUCUUAAACCCAACAUCUCCAUCUGGAUCAGAUAGCAGUGUAUCGUUGUCUGUGCUUGGCAAUACAAUAGCUGUGGAUAUUAAGGACCUGCCCCCUCCUAGACCCCGUAAGGAUAGUGGGCCACCAAAGUUUGUGCCACCACCACCACCAUCUGGCCCAAGACCAACGGAGAGUAACAACAGUUUACUUGAUAGUUAACUUUUAACCCAUGUAUGCUCUUCCCACAUUAAAGCUAAUCAUAUAAUGUCAGGUUGUCUUUGUCAAAUUAUAGAAUUGUUUGCACGUCAAUGUUUGUACAUCAAUGUGUCUGUAUAGUUGGCUUGUGUCUUGUGUGUUUAUGUCUUGUGAAGUUGUGUGUUUACUUUUUUUACUUUUUAUUGGACAAAUUGUGCAAUCAAAGAGCUAGA
Halichondria panicea is the source of this 1887-nucleotide messenger RNA. RefSeq lists its product as uncharacterized. The coding region runs from base 239 to 1678 and encodes 479 amino acids. Lineage: Eukaryota; Metazoa; Porifera; Demospongiae; Suberitida; Halichondriidae. The transcript has a single exon. The record is from RefSeq and is a predicted model, not a curated record. Gene Ontology annotation, biological process: regulation of cell differentiation. Gene Ontology annotation, cellular component: membrane.